CAUAGAUGCUAGAACAAACUGACAAAUUCAUUUGUGACAUAUUUUGGGAACCGCCGAGAAUUUUUGUGUUUUAUAAAUAUUUUUAAGAAAUUAUUAAGUUGAAAUCAUGAUAAGAAAACGAUAGGUUUUAUUUCGCCAUGGUAUGAAAGUAGGAGGUAGCUAAGUAGGUACCUACUUGCAAGCGACAUGGAGACUUCAGUGGAAGCAAGGAUGCCGAUUAUAAAAGACGAUGUAAGUAUAAUCGAUAAACUACUAGAGAAAGUCGAUGAAACUCAUGAGAAAAUCGAUAAAACGCAGGAGAAAAUCAAUAGACUGCAAGAGAAAAUAUUAAUUUUCUUUUGCGCUGAUAAAACGCAGGACAAAAUCAAAAAACUGCAGAAGAAAAUCAAAAAAACGCAGGAGAAAAUCGAUAAACAACAGGAGAAAAUCAAGAAACGACAGGAGAAAUUAACUAAACCACUGGAAAAAAUCGAAGAGCCACAAGAGAAAAUCGAUAAACCAUCUGAGAAAAUCAAAGAGCCACAGGAGAAAAUCGAUAAACCAUCUGAGAAAAUCAAAGAGCCACAGGAGAAAAUCGAUAAACCAUCUGAGAAAAUCGAAGAUCCACAAGAGAAAAUCGUUAAACAUCAGAAGGAAAUUAAUAGACAACAGGAGAAAAUUGGAAAACCGCAGCAUAAAAUCGAUAAAAUGCAGGAGAGAAUCGAUAAGCUACAUGAGAAAAUAAAAAGGACACAGGAGAAAAUCGAAAAACCGAUGAAAAAGAAAAAAUGCGAAGAAGAUGUCAAAUCCAAAACUUGCUGCAACGACAAACCAGGGUUAAGAUGUAAGACACGCCGCGCGGUCGUCCCCUCAGUUUCAUCACUAAACCAGUCAGUUAGUUAUAACUGUCGCAAUUGUUGUUUUAUGCUCGGCGAACUUUGCAAAGAAGUACACGGCACAAUCACAGGCGACUCAAAUGAAAAGGUUUACGAAGUUUUGGAGGAAUUAAGCGAUAUAAUACUAGCUAUAGCGAACGAUUGCAUACUUUUUAUCAGAAGGAUUGGAAUUGACACGAGUUUAAUGAUUUCUAAAGUACUUAAGAGGACUCAACAGUACGCAAAUGCCAGGGUCUCUACAGUUGUUAAGAGGACCCAUCAAUACACGAAGAUGGCCACUGAAAAAGUCUGCGUAAUAAUUGAUUCAACGCAAAAGUACGCGGCGAACGCAAACGAUGAACUCAGAAAUAUAAUAAGGCGAUGUCAAAAAUGUCACCCCGAAAAUAAGUCCAGAAACAAAGGUCCAAAAUUAAAGUUAUAUUGGAAAUAGAUAUAAUCUAAAUUAGAUAGGUACUUACGUUUUUUGCUAUAGGUACUUUAUCCACGGAGAGAAGUUAGUCUAGGGUUAAAUGUCAAAGACAAAAAAUUCAGAGGGCGUUAAUCAUUUUGAGUUCCCGAUCAAACAAAACUAUGUUUUCGAAUGUUUUUUUUUUAAAUCAUUUUUGCAUUUAAUUUCGAAUGUUUUUUGAAAAUAAUAUGUUUGUGAUUGGUUGGACACUCUGGUUGACGCCCAUUAAGUUUUGUCUUUGUAUAGAAUGACGUAACAGAGAGAGCCUUAUAUUAACUUCUCUCCGUGGAUAAAGUAUAAGCUGAUUUGUUUCGUGAACGUCUGUGAAGUGUGUUUAUUAUUUAAAUUAUUAAAUUGA
Molecule: messenger RNA, 1681 nt
Organism: Maniola jurtina (meadow brown)
Lineage: Eukaryota; Metazoa; Arthropoda; Insecta; Lepidoptera; Nymphalidae
Exons: 1
Coding region: 187-1305 (372 amino acids)
Source: RefSeq, a predicted model, not a curated record